Linum tenue is the source of this 1666-nucleotide messenger RNA. The record is from the annotation of a GenBank genome assembly. NCBI's taxonomy places the organism in Eukaryota, Viridiplantae, Streptophyta, Magnoliopsida, Malpighiales, Linaceae.
AUGCCAGCUCUCUCCCUAUUUUUCCUUGGUUGUUUGGUUGAUUACAAGUUGCAGUUCCCUUCUGUGCUGGAAUACUCCUGGAUACUGUCGCUCCAAGCACCCUUAAAGGAAGGGAUCACCUCUGUUUUAUCAAUGGCGAACCAGCAACCUGCCCGCCCCUGGUUUCGGGCCGCUUCUCUCGCUCGACCUGCCCAGCCACCGCCUCAGCCCACGGCUCCGGCGGCCGAGGUCACCGCUCCACCGCAACCACGUCCGUUCCGGACUGUCUCUACGGUGGCUCCUCCCGCUGCGAACCCACCUCCGGUAACCCGCCCGACUGGUCCGCCUGCAUUGCAGCCAACUGCGGCGGCAGCACAAUCUGCAAGACCAACCAACGGCGGCGACUCUGUUCAGGCUUACCCAGCUGUUCGCACCGAUGGCAUUGCUGCUUCUUCCCUCCCGUCCUCUCCCAAACCUGCAAUUACGCCCGCUCCUACUUCUUCUCUUCCAUCUUCCCCUGUCCGUAAACCGGCAGCUGUUUCCUCCUCUGUCCCUGGCUCUCCGGUUCAGGCCCGAAAGAUCUUUUCAGUCACUAAUUCUCCGGUGAGAAACCCUGUUCCAACCGUAUCUUCGGUUCCGAAUUCUCCCAAACAAGGACCGGCAGCAGCACCACCGGCGACCAAAUCUGUCCCGGAGCCGCCUCCGAGAUCCGUCAAUCCGGCGGCCGAAACCCCACCUCAAUCACCCAAGAGAAACCCCAGUGCUCCACCUCCAUCGCCUCUGACCCUGCCGCCGUCUCAAUUGAAACCAGCACCCGAACCCCACUUUUUCCCCGAGGCAGAGCAGAAGACCGUGGUGCUCCAGAAGACGACGGAGAACCACUCUGCCACGAAGAAGUUCUGGUCCGGCUGGAGCGGAUCUGAGGGCGGCGCUGGGAAUCCUCUGAUGGGUCUUUGACCAAAGGAAGAGAAUCAGAAGGCGAAGAAGAAUCCGUCCGAUUUCGAAGACAAGGGGACCAAGAUCAUCACCAUAGCCGGAGAAAACAGGGGAGCCCUGAUGGAACUGUUCCGUUCUCCCCGGAAAUCGGGGAAUCCGUUGUUUCCGGGGAACCCUCGUUACCUCCACAGGAGCCUCGGAACCAGUUCCGGCAGCAGCAGCGGGGAAGACGGAGAGGGGAAGAAGAACAAGGCGGAGAGGAGAGGCGGAUCGGGAACAGGGAAAGGAGCGAAGCCGAUGAGCGCAGUCAUGAACAGUAACGUCCAGGGGAUCAACAACUCGAUCAUGUUCAAUUCCUCCUGCAGCCACAACGAUCCAGGCGUCCACGUGUCGCUCUCCAGAAAUCCCUCCGACGGCGGCGGUGGAUUGCAUCACGGGAAGGACCACCGCAGCAAUGGAUAUGAAAGCUAGAAACAAAGCUGGGAUGUCAUUCUCUUCAUCUUCUUACUUCGCCCUUUCCUUUUCGUGUGUUUGAAUUCUCAGCAUUCCAUAAUAACCUACAAAUUGACGCGGGAAUAAACGGAAUUGGCCUUCUGCUGCGAUGUUCCAUUCCUUCUUCGAUCAUUCGCUUUCUGUCUACAGCUUUACUUCAAAUGGGAAUGUAAUCGGCUGGUCCCGAAUCCUAGUUUUGUAUAAGUUUUGGUGUUCUGUAUCGCAAAUUGCAGCUAUGUUUCCUAGUGGACUAUAUUCU